AUGUCGUCAACUGAUAAUCAGGACAACAAUGAAAUGAAUAAUAAACCUAAAAAAGUUUAUCCAAAAGAGGCAUGGCCUCGUGAUGUUGUUUUAUCGGAUGGUGAAAAUCAAGAUGAAAUAUUUGUUAUUGAUAAUGAACAAGAAAAUAGAGUUAUAUAUGAAGUUGCAAACUCUCCUAAUAGGGUCUUUCCUAAUCCUAUUCUUAAAAGAGAUAACGACCAAAAUAAGGAUAGUCGUCAAAGUAGAGCUAAAAGUGUUGUUUUUAAUCUUAGUCCUGUAUCUAAUGUAGAUUUCAACUAUAAUAUUUCAAAAAAUGAUGAAUCAUCUAAGAAUCAAAAUGGUAAUCAAACAGAUUCCUCAUCAUCUGAUGAUAGUAGUAAUAAAAUGAAUGACAAUUAA
Molecule: messenger RNA, 399 nt
Organism: Strongyloides ratti
Lineage: Eukaryota; Metazoa; Nematoda; Chromadorea; Rhabditida; Strongyloididae
Exons: 1
Coding region: 1-399 (132 amino acids)
Source: RefSeq, a predicted model, not a curated record